AUGUGGCACGAGGCGCGGCGGUCGGAGAAGCGCGUGCACGAGAUGAUGGACGCGGCGAAGAAGCGCGCCGAGCGGCGCGCGGAUCAGCGGUCUCGGCGCGCGGGGGACCCGACGCAGCUGCUGCGCGUGGCGGGCACCAAGCUCCGCCUGGCGCACGACUCCGCCGUCUACCAGUCCGCGCAGGACCUCUCCGGCCUCAUUCCAUGGAACAACAGAGAAGACACGCUCAUAGACAGAUAUGACGGGCGGGCUAUGCUGGAUUUCAUUCGAGAGUAUGAUCCGCACAGGCACGGGUCGAGGGAGCUCACAGAGCAGCAAGAGGAGGAGGAGGAGGCGUGUAACUUUGAGCGGUAUCGAGACCUUGUGCGGCUGGGCUGGCAUGCAAAGACGGAGCAGGAGGGGUUGCAGCAGGUGGAGCGAGAGACGGAGGCGAGAGCCCACGCUCAGCUCAAGGCUAACAGGCCAAAACUGCCUGCUGCAGCAGCAGCAUCCGCAGCAACCGCAGCAGCAGGCAAGGGUGCUUAUGCUAACAUGCCGUUCUCUUAUGGAAGCAGUGACAAUAACGCAGGUGACUGUAACGAGGACGAGGAAGAGGAGGAUGAGGAGGACGAGGAGGAAGAGGAGGGGGAUGGGGUGGAGGGGGGAGACGUGGAGGAAUACGGGUGGAUGUCUCCUAGUGGGCGGCAGCGUUUGGCAGAUAUGGCGGAGCGGUAUGGCAUAGAGGAAUACGGGCGGCACAUGGAUUUGGCAGUAUCUGCUAAGGAGAAAGAGAAGAGGCUGCGACAGAUGGCGGGCAAUGAUUCGCGCCCUUCACGCAAGGAGAGGAAAAAGCUUGCUCGGCAGGGGAAGGAAGGGGGAGGCCAGGGGAAGAAGCAGCAGGGGAAGGGGGAGCAGGGGAAGGGGGAGGGGUGGAAGCAGCAGGGGUUGGUGCGGGGAGACGGAGAGGAGGAAAGGUGGCGAGGAAGAGAGGAGGAGAGGAGGGGAGGAGGAGAGGAGGAGAGGGUACGGUGGAGAGCGGUUGGAGAGGAGUUUGGGUGGGGAUUUCUCGGUUGGCUCCCCUUCACCUGCUUCAUCUAA
Closterium sp. Naga37s-1 is the source of this 1077-nucleotide messenger RNA. NCBI's taxonomy places the organism in Eukaryota, Viridiplantae, Streptophyta, Zygnematophyceae, Desmidiales, Closteriaceae. The record is from the annotation of a GenBank genome assembly.